This is a messenger RNA of Hibiscus syriacus, 591 nucleotides long. RefSeq lists its product as uncharacterized. The transcript is spliced from 2 exons. The record is from RefSeq and is a predicted model, not a curated record. Bases 1 to 591 code for a protein of 196 amino acids. NCBI's taxonomy places the organism in Eukaryota, Viridiplantae, Streptophyta, Magnoliopsida, Malvales, Malvaceae. Gene Ontology annotation, molecular function: nucleic acid binding; RNA-DNA hybrid ribonuclease activity.
AUGCGGCGAAACAAAGUACUUUUCGAUCCAGAUUUUGUGGAGAAUGAAAGCGUGUUACAAGCAAGUUGGCGGUUUCACCAAGAAGCCAUGUACGCUCUGCAAGUACGUGAUGAAAACAGGAAAAGGAUGGCAAUUGAUAGACGAAAGGAGGAGUGGCUGCCGCCAGCAAGAGGAUUGUUCAAACUUAAUACGGAUGGAGCAAGAAAUGCUUCAAAAGGGUUAGCGACUUGUGGAGGCGUAAUCCGGAUGAAUAUGGAUGUUGGGUUCAAGGGUUCACGAAAACUAUUGGGAUUUGUUUCGAUUCUUGAUGCUGAGUUGUGGGGUUUUUAUGAGGGACUAUGUUUGGCCCAGAGCAUAGGAAUUCGACAACUUUGUGUUGAAAACUCCAAAGAUGCAAGCUCAAGUUUAGCUUUACUCCAAGGGAAAGUAACUGUGUUGCGGACGCAAUGGCAAUGUUGGCAAGGAAGAUGGAAAGUAACCGUUGAGGAAGUGCGAAUACUGGUUGAUGAAGAUAGGAAAGUUUGGCACCAGUUCCAAGUGAACAGCAGAAGAGGAAGACAGACUCCUCCUGUAGGCUGUUUAGCUAAUUAG